Molecule: messenger RNA, 3849 nt
Organism: Oreochromis niloticus (Nile tilapia)
Lineage: Eukaryota; Metazoa; Chordata; Actinopteri; Cichliformes; Cichlidae
Product: NACHT, LRR and PYD domains-containing protein 12
Exons: 11
Coding region: 1-2424 (807 amino acids)
Molecular function (GO): protein binding
Source: RefSeq, a predicted model, not a curated record
AUGUCGCUGCGUUUUGCAUGGUUUCUUUCCACCGUCUUUGCCUCCUACUCCACUUCUUCUUCUUCUUGCCUGGCAGCCACAGCCAAUGCAGCUGGUAUCCAACUUAGAGAUGUAGUGAUGCCCCCUAGAGUACUGAAGUGUGAAAGAGAGAAAAAACAGGUGUUGAAAGCAUGCGUGGAGAGUGGUGGGCCGGCCUUCCUGGAGUACCGGCCGUUCUGUGAUUCUCCAGAAUCCACAGAUGCCCAGUCCGCCCCUAGUGAAGUGAAGACAGUGAUGGAGGAAGAGGAGGAGGGCGCAGAGAGGAGCAGGUGGUCCCAAGAAGAGCCUCCAUGUUUCAGCAGUGACCCUGAACCUCCAAACUGCAGGAACCAGAAUCAGCUGACAAACCUCAUCCAGGGGAAUCUGCUUCCCUCGGCUCUCGUCUGGAUAACUUCCCGACCUGCAGCAGCCAAUCAGAUCCCUCCUACAUGUGUCGACAGGCUAACAGAAGUACGAGGCUUCACUGACGCCCAGAAGGAGGAGUACUUCAGGAGGAGAUUCAGCGAUGAAGAGCUGUCCAGCAGAAUCAUCUCCCACAUGAAGACAUCCAGGAGCCUCCACAUCAUGUGUAGAAUCCCAGUCUUCUGCUGGAUCACUGCUACAGUUCUGGAGCACAUGUUGACUACAGAGCAGAGAGGAGAGCUGCCCAAGACCCUGACUGACAUGUACUCACACUUCCUGCUGGUUCAGACAAAGAGGAAGAAGAACAAGUACCAUGAGGGACGUGAGACGAGUCCACAGGAACUAACGGAGGCUGACAGGGAAGUUCUUCUGAAGCUGGGGAGGCUGGCGUUUGAACAUCUGGAGAAAGGAAACAUCAUGUUCUACCAAGAAGACCUGGAGCAGUGUGGUCUGGAUGUGACAGAGGCCUCGGUGUACUCAGGAGUUUGUACAGAGAUCUUCAAAAGAGAGUGUGUGAUCUUCCAGAAACCAGUCUACUGCUUUGUUCAUCUGAGCAUUCAGAAGUUUCUGGCUGCAGUCUACAUGUUCCACUGUUUCACCAGCAGGAGGACAAAGGUGCUGAGGGAUUUUCUGGAUAUCUGGAAUGACAUCACGUCGCUUCAUGAGUUUCUGUCAAAAAGUAUGUUGAGAUCCUUCAGGAGUAAAAAUGGCCACCUGGACCUGUUUGUUCGCUUCCUUCAUGGCCUCUGUCUGGAGUCCAACCAGAGACUCUUAGGAGGUCUGCUGGGUCAGACAGAGAACAGUCCAGAAACCAUCCAGAGAGUCAUUAAGAGCCUGAAGAAGAUGAACAGUGAUAAAAUCUCUCCUGACAGAAGCAUCAACAUCUUCCACUGUCUGAUGGAGAUGAACGACCUCUCAGUACAUCAGGAGAUCCAAGAGUUCCUGAAGUCAGAGAACAGAUCAGAGAGACUCUCUGAGAUCCACUGCUCAGCUCUGGCCUUCAUGCUGCAGAUGUCAGAGGAGGUUCUGGAUGAGUUGGACCUGCAGAAGUACAACACAUCAGAGGAAGGACGACUGAGACUGAUUCCAGCUGUGAGGAACUGCAGAAAGGCUCGACUGAGUUCUUGUGGACUCUCAGAGACUCACUGUGAAGUUGUGGCCUCAGCUCUGAAGUCCAACCCCUCCCACCUGACAGAGCUGGACAUGAGCUUUAACAACCUGCAGGAUUCAGGCGCAAAGCUGUCCGCGGGACUGAAGAGUCCAAACUGUCAACUUAGGAUUCUGAGACUUAAAGGCUGCAGGCUGUCAGAGGUGAGCUGUGCUGCUUUGACCUCUGCUUUAAAGACUAACCCCUCCCAUCUGGUAGAGCUGCACCUGAGUGGAAAUCACCAGCAGGAGUCUGACAUUAAGGAUCUGUGCGGUUAUCUGGAAAGGCCUCACUGUAAACUACAGACUCUGAGAUUAGAUUCAUGCAGUUUAUCAGAAACCAGCUGUGAUCAUCUGGUCUCAGCUCUGAAGUCCAACCCCUCCCAUCUGAGAGAGUUGGACCUGAACUAUAACAUGAACCUGCAGGACUCAGGAGUGAAGAUGCUGUGUGGAUUUCUGCAGAGUCCAGACUGUAAUCUGGAGACACUCAGUUUCAGUCUCUGCGGUUUGUCAGAGAUCAGCUGUGCAUAUCUAGCAUCAGCGCUGACGUCCAACCCCUCCCCUCUGAAACAUCUGGAGCUGAGUAACAACAAUGUGCAGGAUGCAGGAGUGAAACAUCUGUGUGGGUUUCUGGAGCAUCCCUGCUGUAAGCUGGAGAAACUGAGUUUAAGGAGCUGCAGCUUGUCGCACAUCAGCUGUACUUCUCUGGCUUCAGCUCUGAAGUCCAACCCCUCCCAUCUCAGAGAGCUGGACCUGAAGUACAACAACCUGCAGGAUUUAGAUGUGAAGCAGCUGUCUGAUCUUGUGGAGACUCCAGACUUUAGAGUGGAGAGAUAAAGCUGGAUGCAGCUGACAGCCAGAAAGAUGCACAGAGACACCUGCCCUCUUUUUGACUCUCCACAGCUUCGUUGGUUCUGAUUGGACCUCAUCUCUUCACAGCAUUAUCAUCUCAUUUUUAUACACACUGACAAAAGUAUCAGUACAUGUCAUCCUAGUUUUGGUUUUUGUUAUCAUCUUGUUUUCAUCAGGGAAUAAAAGUUGUUAAUGUUUGCACUGGUUUAGCUCGGCCACCUGAGAAAUUUCAGAUACAGCUGCUCGUCGGCUGCUAAGUUAUAUAUUUAAUAUUUAGUUGACUGUUUGUUCGUUGUUAGAGUUUAAUUAUCAUCCCUGUGGUGUUGGCUGUGAGCUUCAUGUUUUUAUAAAAAAAACAAUUCUUUUUUAAAAUGAAGUUAUUAUUGUCACUUUGUCUUCUGUGAGUUUUGUGCUUGUAAUUAGGGGGUGGGUUUAAAAGAUCGAUUUUAGCUUGAAUAACACAAUAUCGAUUCAUUAAAUCCUAGAUUGAUAUUUAAAUAUAAAUGUAUUUUACCAGAAAUGCCAGAAUCUCAGGUUAACGCUCACAAACCAUUUUAACAACAUUCUAACAGCUAAAACAGUAAAUGAGAGCAAACAAACGGAAUCCACACGAAGACGUAAACACAAAGCGUGGAUCGUUCACCCAGCGGCGCAUACAGCCGACAGCUCACAGAUUCUGAAGCUGCAGGUUUCGUCACUCCAACCAAAUUUGACUGAACCAGCAGCAAAAGAAGAUCCAAACUACGCUUCACAUAAACAUCGUCAUGAAUUCCCUCUGACUUUGGCUGUUUCGCUUCCACCAGGAUAAAAUCACACUUCCUGUCUCUCUCUCUCUCUCUCUCUCUCUCUCUCUCUCUCUCCCUCUCUCUCUCUCUCUCUCAGGAAACUGUUCUUGAAGUACACUAUCUCAAAUCUCUGUUUUCAGCAUUAUUCUCUUGGUUAUUACGCAGCAGUCUACUGUUGUGUUCAGUGCUGUUGGCGUCUGUUUUUUUUGUUUGUUUGUUUUUUAAUGACCUAAAACAAAGCCUCAUUUCUGCUGUUCGAUACCAAAGAAAUUUAUACUUUUUUAAUUUAUACCAAAUUACAAACUCUCAGCUGUGUCUCUAAUCAAACCUCUGUAACUUUGCUUGACUUCAGCAGCAUCAGCUCAUGUUCACAUGUUGAUUCAUGGUUUUCUUCAGUUUUUGUUUGACUGCAGAUUCAUUUUAGGGCUAUCUGCUAUAAAAAGCCCGAACAGGUAAAUCUGCUUCAUGUUUUUCUGUUUGAUCCUCAGCCUCAGCUUUGUUUGUACACAUAGAUAUCAAAUGUGGAUAUUUUAUAUCUAUGUGUAAUAUAUUUUAAAAAUGUACUGAUAAAUGAUCAGAAUUAUAAUAUUUCUGUCUGAGUCAAAAUUGAAUUGAAUCAAAUCGA